ACAAACUCAUCAUAUCCAGAACAAAGCAAUUCGCAAUCCCUCCAAAAUCGAAUCAUUUCGAUACCUUUUCCAGAGAACUUCAAACAUUCAGCAAUGGAUUCCACCAAAGCAACCAAGGGAGCCGGAGGAAGGAGAGGCGGCGACAGGAAGAAAUCCGUGACGAAGUCCGUUAAGGCUGGGCUUCAGUUCCCUGUCGGUCGCAUCGCUCGUUUCCUGAAGAAGGGAAGAUACGCUCAGAGAACUGGUACCGGUGCUCCGGUCUACCUCGCUGCUGUGCUUGAGUAUCUCGCUGCUGAGGUUUUGGAAUUGGCUGGAAAUGCAGCCCGUGACAACAAGAAGAACAGGAUCAACCCCAGGCACGUUCAAUUGGCUGUGAGGAACGACGAGGAGUUGGGGAAAUUACUUCACGGUGUUACCAUUGCCAGCGGUGGUGUUCUUCCCAACAUCAACCCAGUUUUGCUACCAAAGAAGUCUAAGGCUGCUGAAGCUGAGAAACCUGCACCCAAGUCUCCCAGAAAGGCCUAAAUGCUGGAAGAGAAUAGAUUAGGGGGAAAAAGAGUGCAGAGAUAAACUAUUCAUAUUGUAAUGCAAUGUAGUUUUUGCUAUUCUGUUGGGUUUUGUAUUUUUCUCCAGUUUCUUUUGUUUUUGGUUUUGGUGCAAGUAUGUAGAUAUUACUAAUUCAGUGUUGUCAACAAGCCGACAGACGAAUGGACUGUUACUAAUGGAAAAUUUGUCUAUUUAUUUGAUGGCUA
Molecule: messenger RNA, 752 nt
Organism: Humulus lupulus (European hop)
Lineage: Eukaryota; Viridiplantae; Streptophyta; Magnoliopsida; Rosales; Cannabaceae
Product: histone H2A.1-like
Exons: 2
Coding region: 94-525 (143 amino acids)
Cellular component (GO): nucleosome
Molecular function (GO): DNA binding; structural constituent of chromatin; protein heterodimerization activity
Source: RefSeq, a predicted model, not a curated record